UCCGCGCCCCGCCGUGCUCGCACGGCUACGCUCCCGCUCCCAGGCAACCGCCCCAUUUUAGCUGCGCUCGGCCGCUCCGACUGUCCCCAGAGUGGGGAGGGAGGAAAGACGUGGAGCGGGUGCUGCAGGACCCCUGGGCUUUGCGCAGCUGAUGCCCGUCUCCAGCUUCCGGAGGCACAGCCUGUGGUCCUACGGAGCGUCCCGGUGCUUGCACACUUAGCUGAGACCGUGGUUGGUCCUCUCCGACUAGUUUGAAGUCUCUGCGGCUCGAGGCUCUUGCGGUGGGGGAAAGGAGAGGCCGGUGUGGAGCUCUCGGGAGGUUGGGGCUGACUCAUCUAGAGUCCCCGACUCCCCUGUGAUUGCACUUGGAAACUUUCCGCUGUGUUUCAGUCUCUGUCUCUCUUGGGGAAGCUGGACGGCAGUUCGGCAGGCCAGGUCCCUGGCCAGGACCGCGCACUAGGGGCCAUGGAGUUCACGGCAUCGCCCAAGCCCCAGCUUUCCUCCAGGGCCAACGCCUUCUCCAUCGCCGCGCUGAUGUCGAGCGGCGGCUCCAAAGAGAAGGAAGCUACGGAGAACACUAUCAAACCACUGGAACAAUUUGUCGAGAAGUCGUCCUGCGCUCAGCCCCUGGGCGAGCUGACCAGCCUAGAUGCUCACGGGGAGUUUGGUGGCAGCGUCGCGGGCAACAGCAGCCCAUCCUCCUCCUCUCUAUGCACUGAGCCGCUGAUCCCCACCACCCCCAUCAUCCCCAGCGAGGAAAUGGCCAAAAUUGCCUGCAGCCUGGAGACCAAGGAGCUCUGGGACAAAUUCCACGAGCUGGGCACGGAGAUGAUCAUCACCAAGUCUGGCAGGAGGAUGUUUCCUACCAUCCGUGUGUCCUUUUCCGGCGUGGAUUCUGAGGCCAAGUACAUAGUACUGAUGGACAUCGUCCCUGUGGACAACAAGAGGUACCGCUAUGCCUACCACCGGUCCUCCUGGCUGGUGGCUGGCAAGGCGGACCCUCCGCUGCCAGCCAGGCUGUAUGUACAUCCAGACUCUCCUUUUACUGGUGAGCAGCUACUUAAACAGAUGGUGUCUUUUGAAAAGGUGAAACUCACCAACAAUGAACUGGAUCAACAUGGCCAUAUAAUUUUGAACUCAAUGCAUAAGUACCAGCCACGGGUGCACAUCAUUAAGAAGAAAGACCACACAGCAUCAUUACUCAAUCUGAAGUCUGAAGAAUUCAGAACAUUCAUCUUUCCAGAAACAGUUUUUACGGCGGUCACUGCCUACCAGAAUCAACUGAUAACCAAGCUGAAAAUAGAUAGUAACCCUUUUGCCAAAGGAUUCCGGGACUCCUCCAGGCUCACUGACAUUGAGAGGGAAAGUGUGGAGAGCCUGAUUCAGAAACACUCCUAUGCCCGCUCACCCAUCCGUACCUACGGAGGAGAAGAGGAUGUGCUGGGGGAUGAGGUUCAGACGACACAGAAUCGAGGAUCAGCCUUUACAACAUCUGAUAAUUUGUCUCUCAGUUCCUGGGUAUCAUCUUCAUCCAGUUUUCCUGGAUUUCAGCACCCACAGUCCCUGACUGCUCUUGGCACCAGCACAGCAUCCAUAGCGACACCCAUUCCUCACCCUAUACAGGGCUCUCUGCCACCAUAUAGCCGACUUGGGAUGCCUCUAACCCCAUCGGCCAUUGCCAGCUCCAUGCAGGGGAGUGGCCCGACAUUCCCCUCAUUCCACAUGCCCCGGUAUCAUCACUACUUUCAGCAGGGGCCCUAUGCUGCUAUCCAAGGACUGCGCCAUUCCUCUGCUGUGAUGACGCCAUUUGUAUGACUCUUCUAAAAAUAGGAGAAUCCAGAUCCAGAAUGUGCAAAUGGGUAUGGAAAUAUAA
Balaenoptera acutorostrata (minke whale) is the source of this 1873-nucleotide messenger RNA. It is a transcript of the gene TBX20, whose product is annotated as T-box transcription factor 20. Bases 466 to 1815 code for a protein of 449 amino acids. Gene Ontology annotation, biological process: regulation of transcription by RNA polymerase II; vasculogenesis; cell fate specification. NCBI's taxonomy places the organism in Eukaryota, Metazoa, Chordata, Mammalia, Artiodactyla, Balaenopteridae. Gene Ontology annotation, cellular component: nucleus. Gene Ontology annotation, molecular function: DNA-binding transcription factor activity, RNA polymerase II-specific; RNA polymerase II cis-regulatory region sequence-specific DNA binding. The transcript has 8 exons. The record is from RefSeq and is a predicted model, not a curated record.